AUGUUUUCUGGCGAAGGUUGCUCCGUCAGAAAAAGACCGAAACAACAAGACGAUUGCUGGUCUUACGUGAUCUGUUUCUGUGCCACAUUAUCUCAAGCGUUGAUCAUGGGUAUUGCUUUAGGGACGUUCGGAGUUCUCCUACCAGUUAUAAUGCAACAAUUCAAUUCAGGAAGAGGACAAACAGGCGAGUAAAAAUGUCAGUCAUUUUUCUGCAACACUGUGGCUAAAUGUCCGGCAGCCGUUAAGGGUCUUGAGAACUAAGUGCGCGGCAGUCAGUAUUUUUUUAGAUUUUCAUCAAAAUCCCUUUUCCUGAAUCGUUUGAAGGUAUUCUAGCUUCAUUUAGAAUUACCAAGCGAUCAAGAAAACAGGAAUUGCGUCGCAGUUGAGCGCGCGGUUUUGGUUUCUUGGGCAUAUAGUGGAGUCGACGUUGUUUCGACACUUAGAAAAUUUCGUGAGUAGCAGCGCGUGACUCACGGGCAGGUUUUCACACAAACACUGAAUACCCGGCUGUCCGAAAGCCGGCUGGAAAGUUAGAAAGCCUCUUAUUAAUAAGCCAAAGGAUUAGUUUCAGUUAGUUUCCCAAAGCAACAACGAAAACACAGUGCUUUCAUUUUGACUGCUGGGCAUUUACCUUUUUAAGACCCUUCCCGGUUGCCGGGCAUAAUAAUAGCCACAUCGUUUCUGCAAAUGAUCAAAUAGAGCAGUAACAUUCGGUGAUAUUGGUGGGAGGUCAGUUUGUACCGCAGUGCUCCCAUUUGCCUUGUAUUUUUCGGGGUAUUUUUACACGGAUCCCUUAUAAUCUGUUUUUAUAACCGUUUGUAAUUUUGUAGACUUUCAAAAAAUGUCCUUCGUCUAAUUUAAUAUGGCGCGGGACGAAGGUCAACCUUUCGCGACGCUGCCGAUCACUUUAGAGCUUCGCGACCUACAAAGUCCGCUUGCUUGCUUGGGGUCGACUUGUGGCACGUCCUUUUAACGUAAAUGUAAUGGAUUUACUUCCUGCUUUACCUGUGGUAAUACAACGCUUACGUCGCAUUAAUGUUGCAUUUUUCGAAGGAAAUUUGCCCACCUCCCCCCGGAUUUGCCCUUUGUCCUUCUCGGAUUCGUAAAUUAUGCACACAUGUGCAAGUGAAUAAGACUUAGAAUUAGCCUGGAAGCCGUAUUAAGAGUUACACCAUAAAAAAAUUUAUGGAGGGGGAUCUUCGAAGUUUGGGCAAGAUUUCCUACGCUUCGCAGGCGACAUUUGAGAAGUAGAAUCUAACUUUUUAGAUAAGGGACGGACUAUUAGAGCUGUCACAGGGUCGUUGCGGGUGGGGGGAAGCAAAGUAAUUAAAACUAUUCGCAUAGUGAGAAGGCUAGAAACAAAUGCUGCGUUGACGCAUGCAAACUGAAAACCUUCCACCCACUGCUUCCCCCCAUAUAAUUGUUCUAACGAUUCAUUCCUGUUGGUUACUAUCACUACAUGUCACCUAAAAGCCUAUUUUAUCUUAUUGUUAUUUUUGCCCACUCCUCAGCCUGGAUUGGAGCACUAGCAGUGGGUUUGUCCUACUUUGCCGCACCUGCAGUGGGACGCAUGUCAGAUUGCUCUAGUUGUCGUGUUAUGACCAUAUGUGGAAGCCUCUUAUGCGCACUAAGUUUGUUUGCAACCUCAUUUGCCAAGUCAAUCAGUCACGUGUUCUUCUCGUACGGCUUACUCUUCGGUCUUGGCGCGGCCUGCGUACGAACCUGCACUUUCCUCGUCGCAGCCAAACAUUUUAAUAGGCGACGUUCUAUGGCAACGGGCCUGGUAUCGUCUGGUACGGGCCUAGGGAUUUUCGUUUUUGGACCCAUUGCUCAAGAGCUAUUAGGAGUUUUGGGUUUACAGAAUACGUACCUUGUUUUAGCCGGUUUUGCACUGUUUGUUUGCGUCUUGGCCGUCUCAUUCUCUUCUACAACUGAGGAUACUGAAGAAAAAUGUGAUAAACACCUUGACGAACAUGUGCAAAAGGAUCAAGAGGCGUAUAGUGAGAAAAAACUUAAAACAUGUUUUCAACGAUGGAAAAUUUUUGACUGUUCACCUUGGAGGACGCCCACAUUUGCAGUUGUCACAAUAGGUUAUGCUGCUAUCGCCCUCGGAGAUUAUGUGCCUCUAAUACAUUUGGUAAGUACAGUAUUGCUGUCUUAUUAUAUUUCUAGUAUUUAUUGACAUGCCAAAAACCUCACAAUGCUUAAGGUCGACUAUAGCUACCGAGCGUUGUGCCUCUACACAUCUUCCCAUUUGUCUGUUAUAAUAAUGAUAAUAAUAAUAAUAAUAAUGAUAUUGAUAAUAAUAAUAAUAAUAAUAAUAAUAAUAAUAAUAAUAAUUCCUCGCGAAGCGCCGAGCGAAGUGAGUUUAUAAUCUCUAUAAUCUUUGUGGGUCCUAGCGAGCUGCAAACUCGCAGCUCUCAUCUUUACUUGUAUAUGUUGCAGUUAAUUUUUAAUUUCAGUUAAUUUUUGUUUUUCCUUUGUUUUAAAUUCAUUAGCAUACAUUACCAUACCCCAAAACAAUGGAAAAAUAAAAAUUAACUGAAAUAAAAAAUUAACUACAACAUAUAUAUCCGAUGGUGUCCGCCAUGACGUCAUACAGUAGUUUGACGUCACGGCGCAUUCUUGUUUCUAUGCAACAUUCGACUGAAAGCGAUUUCGAAUUCCCAUCAUACAUACAUACAUACAUACAUACAUAUUAGUAAUCACAGGAUUUCAGGCUUCAGAAGUAAUCAUUGAUCGUUUAUUGCGACAGUGCUGUUACGUAUGGUCCGAAAUUGUAGGACCACACUCAUCAGGCAACUUCAACGAUUGACCGUUAAAAUUAAAAGCUGGCAGUAAAUAUAGUGAUGCGUUAAGAGAUAGUAUUUAGGUAACAGAUGGAUUGUGUCUUAGUUACGUUACUCUACAUACAUACAUACAUUUAUUUGAUAAGUAGGUUUGUAAUAAGCAACUGUACAGCUGAUGUGGACCUACUACUACUAAGUCUAGAUGAGAGAACAAAGAUUUACAAUACAGUUAUGUAAGAUAAAAAGACUAAUCAAAUAAUUUUAAAAUAUGUAAAUUCAGGGUUCUUAUUAUAAUUACUAAGCAUUCCUUUUGAAAACUGAUGUCCCUAACAUAGGUCUUGAUCGAUUUUAACUUUCUUUUAAAAGAGUGAGGGUUUUCAAGCCGUUUGAUAGUGUCAGGUAAAGAGUUCCAGGCAAUUGCAGCUCUGUGUUUAAAUGAACGACGACCCUCUUCGGUUCUUGGCCUAGAUACAACAACAUUUAACGAUUUCCUAAGACUAUAAGAAGAAGCGUUCUUAACAACUAAACUAUUUAUAUCACCUAACUCUAAAUGAUGAAAAGCUCUAUGCGUUAUAUUUAGAAUACGAGAGCAAUAAGAAUAUUUUAAUGGAAUCCAACUUGCAUUUAUGAGUACUGUUUCGUCUUCCAUGUCUCUUGGUAGUUUGUGGAUAAGUCUUGCGGCCCUGAGGUGGAUUAGUUCUAGAUCUUUCAUCAAAUAAUCUUAGCAAGAGCCCCACACGGCCAUACCAUAUAGUAAGCUUGGGAUUACUGUUUUGUAAUAAAUUGUUUCUAGUGUGGCUUUUGGUAAAAAGCUUAUGCGUCUUAACAUUUUAACUUUAGAGCUGUAUGAGGUAGAGACCGAUUUUACAUGGUUGGCCCAGGAGAGUCUUUCAUCAAUGGCUAUACCAAGACAUACAGAGAAAGAUCUGUAUUCAAUGGUUUUGUCUCCCCAAACUAAAGGCUUCAGGGGGGCAAUAAAGGGUUUUGUAUCCAAGAGUACUGUAUCGCAUUUCCCUUCAUGAAUAAUUAAUCUAUUCUUAUGGCACCAGGUUUGUAGCUGAUCUAAUAUCACCUGGAGGGCUAUAGCAACCUCAUCAGUAGUAUUACCAAUGGUAUAAAUGGUAGUGUCGUCAGCACACAUGCAAACUUCGUCACUUCUUAUGUUGUCUGGAAGAUCAUUUACAUAAGUAAUAAAAAGCCUAGGCCCCAACAGGGAACCCUGAGGGACCUCAAUUUUUACAGGUUUAGAUUCCGAAGAUGCGCCAUCUGUUUGUGUCAAUUGGCUUCUAUUUGCUAAAUAAUCCAUCAACCAUAUCCACAUAUCUUCUGACACUCCCAAUGCCUUCAGUUUCUCACCCAGAAUGACGUGAUCUACACAAUCAAAGGCUCUCCUAAAGUCAAUGAACAAUACGCCUACUUUAAGCCCAUCGUCCAAGGCUUCUUUCCACACUUCAGUAAGGUACAACAAAAGGCUUUCUGUAGAAUGACCCUUCCUAAAUCCCCAUUGUCUGUCAGACAAGAGAUUGUGAGUGGUCAGAUGAUUAUCAAAAGAUCUACAAACCACCCUUUCCAGAAUUUUGCUAGGAACACUUAGGAGUGAUAUAGGUCUAUAGUUAUUUACAUCUAGCCUGUUGCCCUUUUUGAAAACUGCCGUUACCUGGGAUUUCUUCCAACUGCUAGGGAAUUGACAAUCUGCUCUGCUUUUCGUACAGAUUUCAAAGAGCCCUUGUACAACAGAGGACUCACAUAACUUAAGGUCUCUUGGGGAAAUGUGAUCCAAACCCAUUGCUUUAUUUGGGUUGAGGGAUUUGUGUACAAUCUCCUGCACUAUGUCCCACUCCACUGAAAAACUAGACAUAGUAGGGCAGACUUUAUAAAUAAAGUUGGUGGUAUUAGAGGGUAGUGGGCUUAAAUUCCUGGUUAGAUCUAAGGUUAUAUUUAAAAAGAAGUCAUUAACAUAAUCUUAUUCUAUUAAAAUAGCAAUUCUUAAAACGUUCUGUAUUAAUUCGUGGUAAUUGACUUGUUUGUGAUCUUAACUUCUUGGAUGACUCUUUGACUUUCGGCAAAAGGGCAUAUAAUGGAUGGUUAACAUUGUUCUUAAUUUUGGUGAACAACUUGCGGUCACACUUCUCUAAAAGGUCAUAGAUAUUAAUUAACUCAGAAGUGUAACGUCGCUUAUUGCACCUUUUUAAAAAGCAUUGUAUGGUGUUUAAAUCUACCUGGCUCCAUAUACUGGAAGUGCGUAUGUGAUCUUUGGCAGAACAAUAGCCUUAAAGAGAUGAUCUAUCUCUACCUGCGGGUAUCCAUCUUUUCUUAGUGAUCUUAAAAUGUACAAACACUUGUUUGCUUCCCGAAGCUUUCCCUUAACAUGAGAUGAAAAUUUCCAGUCGUUUUGUAAUGCGACACCUAAUAGAGUGAAACUGUCACUCUGUUCUAUGCCACAUAGAGGCGGGAAGUUAGGUGUGACACCUUUUUUAGUCAUACAAAGUUCUUUGCAUUUGCUUGUUUGACAGCUCAUACCAUUAACCUCUGUCAACUCCAAAAAUGCAUUCAGUGCCUUUUGUGAUUCAUUUACACUAUUCUUACGCAGAGUCACAAGAAUACAAGUGUCGUCUGCAUGCUUAGUAAGAUCGCUAUCCUGGCAGUACUGAGCGACGUCGAGAUCGUUUAAGAACAGGUUAAACAAAUACGGGGCGCUAACGCUUCCCUGAGUAGUACCGCGGUUGACUUCCUUCCAAUCACAAACAGUAUUAUGACAGACCACUCUUUGUUUUCUGUCAGACAAGAUGCUGACGUACCAGUUGACAAUGUAUGGGUUUAAAGGGCUCUGUGUUAAUUUCUCUAUUAAUAAGUUGUGCUUAACUCUGUCAAAGGCUUUUGAAAAAUCCAUCGUAAACAGCCUGACUGCUCGGUUAUCGUUGCUAUCUAAAGCUUGGAGAAAUUCAUGCUGUAUUUUAAGAAGCGCGUUUGUACAACUGCCUCCUUUCUGUACGCAAACUGGUUAUUAUUCAAGUAACUCUCCACACCUUCUUUACCAAAGAUGUUAUACACUACUCGCUCAAAAGUCCUAGCAAUUACCGGUGUAACGCAGAUUCCCCUAAAGUCCUGAGGCUGGACUGGAAUGUCUACUUUGGGUAGCGGAUAGACAUUAGCUUGCUUCCAUGCACUGGGCCACCUUUGAGUUGACAAGGAUUGCCAAUAUGGUAGCGUUCUCCUUCCAGACCCAGAAUGGUAUAUUAUCUGGGCCGGUAGAUGUUUGCUUUGUUUUGAGCAGAGCGUAGUAAACCUGGCUCAGUGUGAGCUGUGGUGCAGGAAUAUUUUCCGUAAUGUCCAUAGGUAUGGGUCUGAUAAAAUCUUCAUCGUGACAUAAAUUUGAAAAAUAAUGAUUGUGUUCUCUCACAGAGUCCUCGUCAAAGCUUGGGUUGUAUCUUUCUUUUCUCUUUGACAGCGCAUCGACCUUUUUCCACCAGGCCUUAGAGCCCAUCUUUCCACUCGCAAGCGAUUUACGAUUUUCUGUAACUAUCGCGUUAAUUCUUUCUUUAAGAUUAAUUGGGCAUCCAUCCGGGCUGCGGCAUUUGGCCUUGGCUUUUUUCUUAAGCAGAGCUUUGGCCAGCGGUGUCAUGCAUGGUGGAUCACGCGUAGAUAUACGCACGGUUUUAGCUGGAAAGUUUUCAUUCAUAAGGUCACGGAGCGUUGAUUGCAAGUAACGAGAAGCGGAUUCCACAUCUUCGCUGUCAAAAAUUACGUCCCAGCUUUGUUCUAGAAGUUUUGCAUGAAACGCAACUUUUCUAUGCUCCCUGUAAUCGUGCAUUGUGAAUUUGUAUCUCAUGGGCUUAAGUUUCGCGCCUGCAGGCACAAUAACGCCUCUGUGAUCAGUCAUUAUUUGAGCGUCAAAGGGAUAACACUUUGAGAAUAAGCCGCAGUUGUUUGUCAGGCAGUUGUCUAGAAUAGAAGUGCCCCUCGUGGGGAAGUCAACCAAUGCUGUGAGACCACUUAACCACUUAACCAGUUAAUGAGAGUUUGUCGAGAUUUAUAUUAUUCAAAUUUCCGCCGAUCAUAACAGUGCCAUCCGGAGAACCGUCCAGGAACAGAUCAGAUAUGUCAGGAAAUAAUGUAAUAAUGUGACAGGCAAGUGUGUUCAACGACCCACUAGCUUCUAUCUUUAACACAGAAGCUUGAGCGUAGGCCCACUGCUAUUAAAAUUAGAAACCUAUGGAUGCAAUAUCUAUAUAUAAAGGAGUUGCCGAUCCUUGUACUUUCAGACUCCUAACUUGGCUAGCCUAAUUUCGCCUUUUUGGAAAAGGUUUUAAGCUUUUGUAAUGUUUAUAAUUUGAAUCUUAACUUUAGGUUUUUUUAUCAACCAAGCAAAAGAUAAUUUGAUUUGGGGUUGCAAACCUGCAUGUUGAAUUCUAUUGUUCCUUUCCUAGUAUUUGACUGGAAGGACAGAGCAGUAUAAUCGACUGUUUCUGAGUUACAUGUCUUGCUGAAAACUAGGAAUAUAAUAUAAAAGAAAAAAGAGCUAUUAAGAUGACAUUUUCUUCAUAUACCCUUUUUUUUAAAUAUGUAUUUUUUGCCUUGAAGGUGAAACACUGCAGAGAACUGGGUAUCGGUGGUGAUAGUGCAGCCAGACUCAUCAUGUUUUUUGGUAUAGCCUCGUUUUCAGCUCGGCUUCUUAUUGGUAGAUUAGGCGACUGCAAAUGCGUCAGCUCCCUACACCUGAUACAAGUGGGUUCCCUUGGUGUAGCUAUCACCAUUUUGCUUCUUCCUUUGGCACGAGCUUACUCGGCCUUUGUGGUGUUUUCAAUUGUUGACGGAUUUCUUGAUGGUUUAAUUGGAUCCCAGAUCAAUCUCGUUCUUCUAACUACUGUUAGUCCACAAGUAAGAGCGACUGCCUUUGGUUACGCCAACUGCCUUGUAUCACUAACUCUGAUGAUUGGACCGUCUGUUGCAGGUCAGUAUUACAGGGAUUGUGUUAUCUCAGCGGGUCACCCCACCUAACAUGUUAGUGCGAUUUAAUUGAAAUGAGAAAUUAUUUGGACGGGUGGGUUACCCCGACUAUGUGGGAUACCUCACCCACUGGGGAAAUCCUAACUCCAUGUAUACGGCGGUUGAUCUUCACCGUACUGAACCUCUUAUUUCAUGGGUUCCAUAUAAUCUGCACUUCCAUUGUUUUCAGGGAUAUGGGCAUUGUUUGUCACAAUCCCUAUUGUUUCUCAAGCCAGUCACAAACAAUCUUUGAAGUAGGUGCAGAUCGCCCCUUAUACGGGCCCUAAACAGUCAAUAGACCUUUUUAGCUUGUAUGUUUUGUUUCUUCCCAUUACAGGUCAUGUGAUGAUACUCUAGAGAACUGUUUUUUUUUAACUAUUUCUUAUUCACGUGUAUAUCUUAGCAUAAUUUAUGAAGAGACAGAGAGUCAAGUUACCCUGGGACACCCAUUAGUAAAACAAAGCAUACAAGCUAAAGAGUCCUAUUGUAAACAAACUUCCAGGAAGCUCCGAGAGAACCGUUAUGAGAUUUUCAAACCGAGACAAAAGAAAUGAAAAGAUACAUUAUUUGAUUGAUAUUUCAUAUGUGUUUUCAUUUAAUAAUAUUUGUAUGUAUGUAUGCACACAUGUAAUUGAAUAUAACCCAAUAUUUCUCUCACACUAUUGUUUACUUUAACUUUUCAUUUCAUUUUCAUUGUUAUCAUUAUUUCAAUGUAUUCCUAAAUUUUCUUUUUUUGUUUCUUCGAUUUAAUCAAUUAUUUAAUUUUGGCGCGUAUAUUGUUCAAUGUACAUUGUCUACAAAAUUGUAAACUUUUUAGGACUUUGAAAAACUAACAAGCUGAGCUGCUUUAAAAAUUCCCAGUGACUUCAAUAAUCCGUAUUAUAACCGUUUUCAAAUUUUCAGGCAUUUUCGCUUUUUUCGUCUUCAAUGACACUUUAUAGGUAUUCUAGCGGACAAAUCAAACUCCUACAUUCCAGCGUUUUACCUGGCGGGAAGUGAAGUGCUUCUUGGUUCAUGUAUUACCUUCCUUUUAUGUUUCUCUAAACUGGAACCAAAGCAACGAACAGAUAUCACCGAACAACAGAACGAUGACGAAACAAUUCAACAAAGAAUGUGUAAAACGACAGAGCUACAUGAAGGCAAAAGAGCAGGACAUUUAAAAGUUGGGCAGUUAGAUAAGGAGCUCGAUCGUCCUCUUCCAAACGCUUUUCUGGAUGAAGAAACAUUGUCGUACAAGUGUACAAGUGUUUAAGUAAGUGUUUCUUUUUUUCUUUUUGCAGUCUUCUUCUAAUCAGUCCUUUGCUACAUGAUUAGAAACAUCAAAAAUCUUGCACCCACUUAACACAGUCCAAAGCUGCUCGAAUAAGACGUAGCUUUUGGUGAACUUUAUUUAUGAGGAGAGUUGUCAGCAAAAACUAAAGUUGCUGGAAAAGUUUGGUUUUUACGUGAUUGUCUCCCCGUGUCGCCUCGCGUUUGUCCGCAACCCAAGCAAACUAGUGUGAAAUACGCACUGUCAAUAUCCCUGUGCUAUACAAGAUGGUUGUGCCUGGAGUCGCACGGCCAUUCCCUUUGUAAAACCCUUUUGAUCACUGUUUAUCGAUUGAUUAAUUGUGUAAUGCGCCUCUGUAGGUCUGGAUUAAAAAUAAGCGAGCAAAAUAUCGCCAGCAGAAGAAACAGCAACUCGACGCUCAAAAUAAAGCAAACGAAGACAGAAGUGACUCAACGUCAUCGCCUCCAGGGUACCGUCCAUAAAAACAACGCCACAAAAGUUGUUUGGUAACAGCUUUAGCUUUACACACUGUAAAGGUGUCGAUUUACUGCAGCCAACCAGAGAUUCUCUAAAACAAAGCUCUUCGAUACUAGACGGACAAGACGUUAUCAACCCUCUAAGUCAGGAAAUAAUAACAUUGCAGACCUUCUUGCUGCUCUUUCGUCCACAGUUUCCUCGCAACCCACUCAACUUCGCACUGGCAGUAAGCAGAGUUUCCUUCCAGGUAAUGGGAUCAUAUCGUUCAUUAACAGUGAUAAUACACAACAUCUUUACCUACACUCUGCAACCAAGAAACUUUUAGCCAGAAGUUAUUUAACCUGGGAAAACAGCCGACAAUUCGUCACACCACCACUGGUUUCCCCUUUAAAUGACGUCUGGGAAAGCAAAGCAAAGCAAAGCAAAGUAAAUAGCAAGGUAAAUUUAAGCCAUGGGUUUAAAUGCUUGGACGCCUAAACCUUGAAUUCCAGUUUUUGGAACACCUAAACUAUGAACUCCAAUGUUUGGAGCACAUAAUCCUUAAAUUCCAGUGUUUACAAAGUCUCAAUCCAAAAUUUCAAUGUUUUAGAACUCCCGAACCUUGAAUUACGAUGUAAGGAACGCCUAAACCGUGAAUCCCAUGGUUUGAUUGAGACGCCAAAACCUUAAUUCUCAUGUUUGAACGCCUUGCCCUAAACCCUGCUUAAAAGGUUGGAACGCUUAAAUCUUAAAUUAAAAUGUUUGAAACUCUUAAACCGUGAAUUCCUAUGUUUGAAACGCUUAUUCCUUUCAAAUGUUUGGAAAGCGUAACCCCCGAAUUUAUUUUCUUGGAAAGCCUAAACCCUGAAUUCAAAUAUUUAAACCCUUGAGCCAUAAAUUUAAUUUUCAGUUUGUAAACCAUAGUUAACAGCCCUUCAUUGGUUACCCGCCGGGUAUUGCAUUAAUUUUAAGAUUUAUUUGUUUAGCAGUUUUAAUUCAAUUCAUUAAAUUACGCCACCUGACAUUUCUGAAGUUGUAUCUGUUAAAGAAACUUAGGUGGCGGAAAUUGUUUGACGUCAAAUUUGUGAAUACAUUAACAAGCUGGCAGCACCCAAAUUAUGGAACGAUCUCCU
Molecule: messenger RNA, 10634 nt
Organism: Porites lobata
Lineage: Eukaryota; Metazoa; Cnidaria; Anthozoa; Scleractinia; Poritidae
Source: the annotation of a GenBank genome assembly